Molecule: messenger RNA, 90 nt
Organism: Anisakis simplex (herring worm)
Lineage: Eukaryota; Metazoa; Nematoda; Chromadorea; Rhabditida; Anisakidae
Source: the annotation of a GenBank genome assembly
AUGUCAAGUCUGAGGAAAGAUCGAACAAAAGUGAUGUCGUUGGCAGUAGGCUCGUGGGUUUUGGGUCUUUCACUUGGUCCAGCAAUUCAG